Messenger RNA from Closterium sp. Naga37s-1, 1737 nucleotides. The record is from the annotation of a GenBank genome assembly. Lineage: Eukaryota; Viridiplantae; Streptophyta; Zygnematophyceae; Desmidiales; Closteriaceae.
GCCUGGGCGGACGCCUACGGGCUCUCCGCCGACUCGCUGCUUCCGCCCUCGCCCCUCUCCCUUCCGCCCUCCCUCCCCCCCGCCCCUCAUCUCGAGGACUGCACCGCGCUCACAGCGCUGCGCCAGCAGGCGGAGCAGCGGGGGAAAGGGGGGGAGCUCCCCCUAUGGGCGGAGCCCCUAGACUCGUGCAACCCCUCGCCUCACCCCCCUUGGGUUCGCGGGACGGACGUGGCCAAUCUGGCGAUGACACGUGUCGUGCAGAGGGACAUUUGGGCGAACCAGUUCCCAGGCGGCACGUGUGCGGACAGGCGCCUGCUGGUGGUGUCGUGGCCGCCCGACUUCCAGCAUGGGGUGGGGUCCCAGGUGCAUGUGAUGACGUCAUUCCUCAGCAUAGCCAUGCGCCACAAUCGCACGCUCGUGCCCGACCCUUUGAACUACAACCGCGCUUACACCGACCAGUGCGCAGACAUGAGCAAGGCAGGGCAGUGGGACUGCUACUUCUUCCCGAUCGUGGCGCCGGACUGUGAGCGCGUGGUGAUGGCUGCCAAGGACGCCAACAACGUGGUGUGGGGCAAGGAAGGCGUGGGGGCGCUGUGUGCGUCGCAGCACCGCGUGGUGGGCGUGGAGGGCAUGCCGUACCUCGACCUCGACCACGAGGCCUCCGCUGCCCUGCAGUGGGGGCGGCCACACUUGGGCCGGCCCAGCACGGUGUGGUUCCCCCCGGGCGCCGCGGCCAACGAUGACAGGACCCCUCAGGUGCACUGGUGGCGGGCGCAGGCGGUGCGCUUCAUGCUGAGGUGGCCAUCAGCCCAUCUCUGCCACGUCAUCAACCAACAGAGACACACCGCCUACGGCAUGCACGUCGCCAAUCGAAUCGCUCGCUUCGCCGAAACCCAAUCAGAUUUGAUCGCUGCAAUCAAAGCCACCUCUCACAACAGCACCAGCAGAGCCGCCAGCACAAACAGUACCCCGGGCACCAACAGCAGGAAGAGCAGCACCAGCGCCAGCACCGAGAGCAGCGAUGGCAGCCUGCCUGCGGAAGCGGCAGCAGUGGGCGGCAUGUCAUUUGCAUCGCCUGGCGUGCGCGCCGCACUGGCUCGCGCACCCUGGCCGUUCCACUCCCCGGCCCCCUCCCUUGCCCCGGACCGCCAGCAAGCAGCACUGGGAGAGGGGGUGCAGGGCGUGGGGAUGGGUGGUGAGGCUGUGGGGGAAUCGGGCAGUGGUGGUUGGAGGCGGUGCGAUGCGGAGGGAGGAAGCAGUGGCCGUGCUGCCGAGGCUGUCAGCAGGCUGGCUGGUGAGGUGGCCCAUGAGGCAUACGUGGUGCGACCGGUGGUGGCGGUGCAUGUGAGGGGCAGCGACAAGGAGGAGGAGAUGGGGCUGCUGGGGCUGCCCGUGUACAUGUACUUCGCCCACCAGCUCCGCCUGCUGCUGCCCGACCUCAGGCACGCGUGGAUCAACACCGAGUCCCAGGCUGUGAUUGACAGCCUCACCUCGUACCGCGAGUGGACGUUUCUCUACAGCAGCAACGCGCGGCAAGCAUCCUCUUCCAACAACACGAGGGAGUACGACGACAAGCAGUCCGUGGCGGCCAGCUUUGCCAGCCUUCUCAUAGCGUCGCAGGCUGACGUGUUCAUCGGCACUCUGGGCUCCAAUUGGAGCCGCCUGAUGAAUGAGCUGCGCUCCACCAAUGGCCGGCUCUUCAACACGUUCAUUGCACUCAAUGAUGGGGAGUGGUGA